Molecule: messenger RNA, 3237 nt
Organism: Closterium sp. NIES-67
Lineage: Eukaryota; Viridiplantae; Streptophyta; Zygnematophyceae; Desmidiales; Closteriaceae
Source: the annotation of a GenBank genome assembly
GGUAGGGCACACCGCACCACCACCGUACGAGAGCAGCGAAUUGGAGGUCUGCGCAUAUACAAGGGACGGCGAGAAGCAUUUCAUUUUUCACCCGACGUAGCGAGUGGUAGAAGUCUGAGUGAGACUGCAGUUUUCAUUCCUCCUCACCUCAAAUCCUCAAGUCACUAUCGCAACGGCAGUCAUCUUCGGUUGUAAAUUUUAUUGCACAGUCAUUCUUUGAAUACGGUACAAUAGCGCACAGUGCAAGAGAGUAAUAUUAACAACUGAAUCAGAAGAGCGUUCGUAUUCGACUAGCCCUCAGCCUAGGCACCCAAGUCCUCUCCCUUCGGGAGGAAAUGGAGACUCUCAAGCGAGUGAAGCUCGGUCCUAAUGAGUUCGCGUAUUCGCAGCCCGCAUUCUUCGGCGUUCCAUCGCUCCAGUGCACCAGCAUCCCGAAGCCAGUUCCUUCCUUCGAUAAAGCCGGGAUUCCAGCGAUUUUCGCCGGUGCGGCGCCCCAAGAGCAUAGAUUUUCGCGCGACGUUCAGCGAGCCGUCGCCGGGGAUGGCUGCGACUCAGCGACGCGUCGCACGUGCCACUUCGAUCGCGUGCCCGACGAGCUGGUCGCGGAAAUCGCGCGCUGCGUCUUCGCCAAAGCGCAAUCGGCGGCGGACGUUGCGGGGAUGCUCGUGACGUGCCGGCGGUUCAGCGCCGUAUGUCAUCCCGCCGCGAGCUGGUCGCUUCGCGCCUCGGCCGCCGUCGAAAUGCUGCUGCCGGCGGACGCGGCGCGAUGGACGGCGGCGUCGCAGCGGCUUCUGCUGAGCGCCGCGGCGGAGGGAAACCUCGAGGCGAUUUACGUCGUGGGCAUGAUCUCCUUCUACUGCCUCAACAACCACUGGGCGGGCGCAAAGCUCCUCGCGCAGGCGGCGGAGGCGGGGCACGGCGCGGCGAUGUACUCGCUCGCGAUGAUCAACUUUCACGGCAGCGGCGGCGCGGCGGAAGACGCCAAUCCUGAGGUCGGUGUCGAGCUGAGCUGGCGCGCCGCGCGCCUCGGAUUCCUCCCCGCGUUACAGGAGUUAGGGCAUUGCUUUCUGGAUGGGUAUGGCGUCGCGCAGCGGACGUCGCUGGGGCAGCUGCUGCUGCAGCACGCGGCGGCGGGAUUGGCGGAAGAGGAUCGUCGGAGAAGCGGGACCAGCGGGAAGGUUCAGCCGCGGCGGCGGCGCUCCGCACCCGGCGCUUCUCCCGCUUGCGCGGAAUCAGGAGCUGCGGAAGGAAGCGGCCGCUUGCGCCAGCCGGCGCAGGCGCAGGCGCAGCCGGAGGCGCAUGUUCCGCAAGGGGGGAAGCGGGGGUUCUGCAGCAUGCACCGCUCGCGCAGCUGGCCGCAGUGCUUCGUCUCCAAGCGCGGCGGAGCUUCCGCGCGCGCGCGCAAGUGCGCGGGCGCGAGAGGUGACUGUAACGAAGGCGGUAGCAGGGGUUUGCUGAGAGGAGCCGAUGCGGUACUAGGCGCCAGGGAAGGUGAGACGAGGGAGGCACGGGCCGAGGAGGAGACGAAGCGAGGCGGUGACGAGCCAAGGGAAGAGCAGAGAGGGCAGGGGAAUUCGCGGGUCGGCGUUAUAGAGGGCGCGGAACAAUCGCGGCUAGGGCAACAGGCGCAGGCGAUGCAGCCGGCGCAGGCGGGCGAGAGAGGCUCGGGGAUGGUGACAGGUGAUGCAGCCGCCGCACGCUCGCGCUCUCCUGCAGGAGCGACGCGAACCCUAGUUUUCUCGCUCUGUUCAGAGGAGAGAGACGACGAGGAACAGGAGGCGCAGGAGGGGCAGGAGGGGCAGGAGGGGCAGGAGGGGCAGGAGGCGCAGGAGGCGCAGGAGGAGGAAGAUGCAAUGAUAGGAAUGAUGCUGGAGGGGGAUGACGGGGAGGGGCGGUUAGACUGGUGGGGAGUGGAGGGGGCAGAGGACGGGCAGGAAAGCCAUCAGCAGAGCCAUCAGCAGAGCCAGGGGUUUGGCGCACGCUCUCUGUCGCUCGAGCUGUCCCUGUCCCCCCCAUCUGCUUCGAGUCACUCAUCAGACGUAAGUGUUACUACUGCUGCUGGGGAUGCUGCUGCUGCUGCUGCUGCUGCUGCUGCCGCUCUUGCCAGCAUUUUCAGAGGCUGUGGGGUUGGGGGUGACCUGGACGCAUGGGGAGGUGAUGGGGGUGACCUGGACUCCUGGAUGGACUCAGAUGGGGAUGAGAGUGAUGGGGAGGAGGGGCAUGAGGAGGAUGAGGGGGAUGAGGGGGAUGAGGGGGAGGAGGAGCAGGAGGAGGAGGAGAGGGAGGAAGGGGGGUUGGCAGAAGCAGUUGCAGCAGGAGAGUUGAGGGGGGGCUCAAGCUACCCAGGUUUCCCUGUAGCGCCCUUCUCCUCUCUCUCCUUCAUUCGGCAAAGACUGCCUCUUGCCACCUCUGCUGCUACUGCUGCUGCUGCUGCCGCCCGUCUCAGAAGACCAGCCGGCGCAGCUGUGCCAGCUGUAGCAGCCACGUCAGCAGGGACAGCAUCUGCCACAGCCCUCCAGCUGGCGUUUCCCCGGCCGCAGGCUGCUCACCGCGUGCACGAUUUCCUCGCCAGCUGGCACGCGCUGCGCUCGCUGCCAGUUGGCAGGCGGUGCUGCGGUAACCCUGCGUGCUGCCGGCCGGAGACGCGGGAGAACGAGUUUAGGAGCUGUGUGCGGUGUGGGAAGGCCAAGUACUGUAGCAGGUCGUGCCAAGUGGCCGACUGGAAAUUCCGGCACUCCUUCAUUUGCUGCCCUGAGUGAGGGGCUGUCAACUGGUAACCCGGUGCAUGGUAACCCUAUGUGUGGUAACGCUAGUAAGGCCUGCGUGCUGCCGGCCGGAGACGAGGGCGAGUGAUGUCAGAAGCUGUGUGUGGUGUGGGCGGGCCAAGUACUGCACGCCGAUCGGGCCAAGUGGCCGACUGGAAGUUCUGACAUUCCUUCAUCUGCUGCCCAGAGUAAAACACUUGGUUUGUGGGCCGCCUCCAGCGGGCUUGGACAUUCAUUUAAUUUUCUCCCUGGAGUGACACUGUCAGCUUCAAUUGCUGCAUCCUUUGCCAGCUGCGCUUGCUGGUACCAAGGGUCAACGGGGAGCGCAUACACAAUGCGUGGUGGUUUACGGUAGAAUUUUCUUCCAAGGGGGAAGCAUGCUUGCCUAUUUUUCAACCUACAUUAUGGCUUGCUCCUUGUUGCGCCACUUUCUCUUGUUCCAAUGGGUUGUAUGGUACAUAGUAUUUGGAAG